AUGUCUUCUAAUAACUCAUCAAGCAUUGGCACUGGGCUAACCUCGGACGAUCCAGCAUUUUGGAGUCAACCGACACCAAUUGAUUGUACAACAGUGCGAAUUAUAGGAAUACUUUUAUGUGUAGCCACAUUGGUCGGUAUUUUUUUAAAUGGAGCACUUUUAAUUAGUUUCAUACGACACAAAGAACUUCGCACACCACCAAAUAUCUUUAUAAUGUUUAUUUCAUUUAUUGGUUUGAUUGCUUCUAGCGUUAAUCUACCUCUAACAGGUUCAUCAUCGGUCUUUUGUCAUUGGCUAUAUAGUCGUCAAGGAUGUCAAUUAGAAGGUCUAACAGCAUUUCUCUACGGAUGUUCAAGUUGCUAUCUGCUUUGUACUGUUAGUAUCAGUCGAUGCUAUAUCAUCAUUCGGCCAUUCAAUGCUAAAUCAGUUACAGUAAAAAAAAGUGUCGUUACUUGCUGCAUCGCUAUAUUAAUUGCAUUACUUUGGACAAUAUUACCUUUAGUGGGUUGGAAUGAAUAUACUUUGGAAAGAUCUCGUACAUCCUGUUGCACGAAUUUAUAUGAUCGACGCCGUCUAUUUGUUUCAUUCAAUAUAUUCAUAUUCGUGGUUGUUUAUUGUGUACCAUUGAUUAUUCUUCUCAUAACGAAUUCAAUAAUUUAUAGAGGAAUUAAAGGUAUGCGCAAGAAAGUUGCUCAAGGUGUUAAAACAGAAUUGAGUCAAAAGCGGAUUGAAAUGGAACGACGUGUUCUCAAGACUGUUGUUAUCACCGUCGUUGGUUUUCUUUUCACAUGGACACCAUACGCAAUUACAUUUUUUAUAUCAGCAUUUGGCGCACCCGAAGCGAAUGUGUCACCAAUGGCAACAUUUAUCUGUGCUUGUUUUGCGAAAACAUCCAUGAUCUGGAUUCCGACACUUUAUAUGAGCACAUCAACACAAUUUCGAUUUAGUUUAGUCGAUAAAAGUUCACUUGAAAAGCUUGGUGGAGUAUCAACAACUGGUGGAGAUGGUCCAAAUGUUGCUGCUAUUACACGAGGAAAAGCAGACAACCUUACUGCAACUGGUAUUAAUGCCAACAAAAACGAUUAG
Molecule: messenger RNA, 1086 nt
Organism: Adineta ricciae
Lineage: Eukaryota; Metazoa; Rotifera; Eurotatoria; Adinetida; Adinetidae
Source: the annotation of a GenBank genome assembly